AUGAGCCCUACCCUCUCCCCUCUCUCCUCCCUCACGGCUGCUUUACGGCCUCAGCGCUGGCGCUUUGGUGGCGCAGGUGGGGACACGCUGGAGCCCACCCAGGUGUCCCGGCUUCAGCCACACGUCCGGAGCGCGCAGGUCAGACAAGGCGUGUUGGGGCCAGCUGAAAAUGAACAUACAUCGCCCAAGUCUGGCCUGUUCUUCUUCAUCUCCAACGAGGGGAACCAAAACCUGUUUGUGGCCCAGGCCAACCUGUGGCUGUACUUCCGGGUGCUGCCUGGGGGCCCGGAGAAGGGCCUGCGGAGGAAGGUGACGGUGAAGAUCCACUACCAGGAGGCAGGGUCAUUGAGUGGAGGAGCUGAGGGGGGUCCAGGAGGAGGUGGAGGAGGGGGCUCUGGCCGCUGGGCUUUGGUGGAAAAGCGAGUGGACCUCAAGCGCAGCGGUUGGCACACCUUCCCUCUGUCCGAUGCAGUGAGGGCGGUGUUCGGCAAAGGCAGCCGGAGACAGGACCUGGAGGUGCACUGUGAUGGCUGUGAUACAGCCGGGGUAGCCCCCAUCCUGGUGGACCCCGGUGACCCCUCACAUCGACCUUUCCUGGUGGUGCGGGCCAAGCAGGUGGACGGGAAGCACCGCAUCCGAAAGAGAGGCCUGGAGUGUGACGGCACCAGUGGAGGACUGUGCUGUCGGCAACAGUUUUACAUAGACUUCCGCCUCAUUGGGUGGAACGACUGGAUCAUUGCCCCUGCUGGUUACUAUGGCAACUACUGUGAGGGGAGUUGCCCUGCCUACAUGGCUGGGGUACCAGGCUCCGUCUCGUCCUUCCACACUGCUGUAGUAAACCAGUACAGGAUGAGAGGCAUGAGCCCUGGCUCUGUUAACUCCUGCUGCAUUCCCACCAAACUCAGUACUAUGUCCAUGCUCUACUUUGACGAUGAGUACAACAUUGUCAAAAGGGAUGUGCCCAACAUGAUUGUUGAGGAGUGUGGCUGCGCCUGA
Messenger RNA from Knipowitschia caucasica, 996 nucleotides. The record is from the annotation of a GenBank genome assembly. Lineage: Eukaryota; Metazoa; Chordata; Actinopteri; Gobiiformes; Gobiidae.